GCUACGUAUUAGCCGCAGCGUUUGUGCAAAGUAAAAUCUACCAAUCACAGUAUGCAUAUGUGACCUUGAAGUGCUCAGCCUCUCCGUACGGUCGUGUGUGCAUUUUUCCAUUGCUCAACCAUCUUGACGUAAAACUCUAAGUCCUAAAAAUGAAACACAAACGGGAUUUAAAACAAUUACUUCAUCCCUACUAUAUUGUCAAUAUGCUCUUAAGUAUUCUAUUUUUCAUUACAAAAACUGUACCCGUGUUUUGUACAUGGAUGUAUGAAGACUGUCAUAUUGAUCUACAAGAAUAUGAACUGCUCAUCUGCUUAGGCAGUUUUGUUGCCUUACGAAAUAAACGACAAUUCUCCAUCCCUGAUUAUCUUGCCCACUUUUAUAUGUUCGCUAAAGUCAUUAAUCUUUUAAUGUUUUGGAAACAGAAUGUUGUCUAUUCUGUUUGCUAUGGUAUUUUAUGGUUAAUACAAGGAUGUUUUUUACAACAACCUGUCUACAAUGGACCUGAUAAAGUGAUGUACUUACGUGAUACUACAUUUGAGAAAGAAGUUAUCCACGGUAAUCCAAAAGUAACCUGGCUUAUCGCCUUCUAUACAAUCUGGUCACCUGCAUGUACUAAAUUACAGCCAGUAUUUGCUGAAUUAUCUGAAGAAUACGGGUCAGAUACAUUGAAAUUUGGUAAACUGGAUGUGAUUCGUUAUCCAGAUAUUAGUGUCAAGUAUAAUAUUGACACAUCGAGUUGGUCGAAACAAUUGCCUACACUUAUUCUCUUUCGUCAAGGUCGUGAGUUGACACGACGACCAGCUAUCAUUAAUACCUCGAAAAAAGCUAUCCAGAAGUUCAUUUUCACCUGGGAGAAUAUAAUCAGUGCUUUUUCAUUGAAUGAUAUGUAUACUAGUCAGAAAAAGAAGUCUGGUACAGUGGGGAGUCAAUGUAAGUCGACGGCCAGUUCGUCAGAUGAGGAUAAGAAGAACUUGUGAUAAAAGUAUUUAUACAUAAUACAUGAUUACAGUACUGUUAUGUUAGGUAUUUUUCUUCUCUAGUCUUUCUGAUAAUAUGACAUAAUAAUAUUACAUCAUUAUAUUGGACUGUUUUUGCACAGGCUAAAAAAGCAUAUUCAUUAGCUAGUAAGUAACUUUUCAGUUUAUUUUCAAUUAUUUCGCAUUGUGUAAACGUUACUUCUCUUUUUACGUAUGAUUUAAUUAAUUUAACUUGAGUAUUUUCAUGUAUAUAUAUACGUAUAUAUCGUAGACUUUCUAAUAAAAAAACAUUAAUUGCCU
Trichobilharzia regenti is the source of this 1277-nucleotide messenger RNA. Lineage: Eukaryota; Metazoa; Platyhelminthes; Trematoda; Strigeidida; Schistosomatidae. The record is from the annotation of a GenBank genome assembly.